Messenger RNA from Colletes gigas, 1566 nucleotides. Its product is annotated as coiled-coil domain-containing protein 137. The record is from RefSeq and is a predicted model, not a curated record. The transcript has 4 exons. The coding region runs from base 522 to 1439 and encodes 305 amino acids. NCBI's taxonomy places the organism in Eukaryota, Metazoa, Arthropoda, Insecta, Hymenoptera, Colletidae.
UCAUCACAGUUCCCUCGGUAGAUACACCUGAUUGUAAAUAAACGAUGAUUAACCCGUGAUCAUGGUGCUGAGUUAUUUGUACGAUUAGUAUUCGUGAUAUGCAGUAAGGUAUAUCAAAACAAUGAAUAAUCGAACGAAUGCACAACUUGUUGACACAAAUGUUUCACAAAAUGAAUGACAUUGUCCUCUAACCUCUUUGACCACUACAAAUCUGUUGCAAAUAUGUCUCGAUACGUCAUGAACAAAACAAAUUUUAGAUGCAUCUACAUUGAUACGAUGUGCAUAAUAUGUAUAGCAAUCUUUAUUUUGAGAUUCUGCGUAUGCAUUUCAGUUAGAGCGAGUCAAAAAUGGACAAAAUUUUUAUCUAGAUAAAAUUGUUGAAAACUGAUAAAAAAUAAAUUGUUUAUAAUAUUCUUUGACUUUUAUUUGAUUCUUAUUUCGUUUUGACCAUGCGACACCUAAUAUGCAUUUCAGCAGAUAACAUUAUCGACCACGUGUAUGUCAUUGUUUAUUGAAGUAAAAUGGGUCGGAAAAUUCCUGGAAAAAAGCAUCGAGGUGUGAAAGAUCCUUUUAAACAGCAAGCGAAACGACAAAUAGAGUUAGAAACAAAAAUAAAUGCACCGCCGAAAGACGCGGACGAACAAACAAUACCAAAAAGUUUGGAACGUGUAAUAAAACUAAAAGAGGCAGUAAAGUUGGGAAAAAUAAAAAAAAUAAAAAAACGAAAAAAGAAAAAGGACAAACUUAUAUCCGUCGGCGGUCAGUAUUCCAAAUCCUUGCAUCCAAACGCAAAACCAGACAAGGUUGUUCCGUUGUUUCAACAGAGGCCCGGUGAAACCACAGAACGAUUCUUGCAUCGAGUCCAAAGAGAGACGCAUGCUUUUCUUAACGAAACUGCGUUCGAGAAAAAGUACGACGUUCAGGUGACUCGAAAUCCGGAAACUGGAAGAAUAGAGGGGCUCACAAAAUGCAAUUUGACCGAAUUGGAUAUAAUUGAGAGAUUAAGAGCGAAACAUAAAAAUAUUAAAAAGAAGAAAAAAAAAGAUAACGAUGAGAUUAAGUUGACAAAAAGUCAGAAAAAGAAAGAGAAGUUGCAAUUAAAGAAAGAGAGAAAAAAGGCGGAAGGUACAGAUGAGUUUGAGAAUUUCAAAGAUCAAGUAAAAUUCGGCGAAGUUAAUCAUGAACCGCCUCGAUUAAAAGUUAAACCAAAGGCAGCUGACUCUACAAGUGGCUUGAAGAAGGAUCUUCUGCUACAUUCGUUGUUAAGGAAAACCGCGACACCAAAAACAGAUUUUAAAAAGGCAGUUUCCAUAAAUAGAUCGGGCAAGCGUAAAAAUUUGCCAGUCGGGGAAAGAAGGCAGCUGGAAAAAGAUCAAAAUGAUGUUGUAGUAGCAUACAGGAAAAUGAAAGUACAACGUUCUACCGGCUUUAACAACUAGGGACUUCCGGAUCCCUCACCCCUGGUGGUAAAUUGAGAGUACCACGCAUGAUAGGUAAAAACAUUGGAAUGCUUUGAAGUUUAACCAAAUCAGGAUCUUUAUCGGUCGUCGGAUCAGCAGCAGCCGG